UCAAGAGGCACACAGAGUGGCACUCGGAAGGUUUUCCCAAAUGUUUCGACUGUGGCACUGCAGUAACACUCGUUUUAAGCUGUUUGUUUUACCUUGUAGAAACAUGUCAACAGAGUCCGCUCAGUCAGGUGAGGCGGCGGGGGACGUUGGAAAGUGCGUUAACAGGUCGAUUCACUCUGACAGCGUCGAGGAGGUUCACAACGUCCCUAUGGACGUCAUCAUCAGACCGAUCCCUCCUGUGCUGGAUGAACUGAAAGUUCAGAGUCUGAUGAACACAAUAAAGGAGACCGCGGACAUCACCGUUGUUCCUCCCAUUGAUGUGCUCUGGAUUAAAGGCAGAGAGGGGGGAAAUUACUUCUAUUCUUUUGGAGGCUGUCACCGGUUUGCCGCCUAUCAGAGGUUAAACAUGCCAACGAUCCCAGCCAAGCUCAUCAAGUCAAACAUCACAGACCUCACCACGUACCUGGGGGCUUCCACACCUGAUCUGCGAUGACGCUGGAGCAGAUUGGAGCUUAUUUUAAGAGACUUGUUACAGGUCCAACUGCUGAGAAGCAUCCCCACAGUAUGAUGAUGCCGCCACUGUACUUCACAGUGGGGAUGGUGUGUUUGUGGCGAUUUUGCAGUGGUUGAUGUCCACCAAACACAGUGUCAUCUGAUAGCUGAAAAGCACCAUUUUGGUCUCAUCAGACCAAAGAACUUUCUUCCACUUGACCAUGGAGUCUCCCGUAUGCCUCAUGGUGAACUCAAAAUUUAAUCUGAGUUUUCUUCGGCUGUGGCUUUCUCUUUGGCACUCUCUAUAAAGCUUUGACUGGUGAAGAACCCAGGCAACAGUUGUAUGCAGAGCUUGUAACUCCUUCAGAGUAGUCAUAUGUGUCUCCGUGGCCUUGCUCACUAGUUUUCUUCUUGUGAGGUCACUCAGUGAGGACGGUCUGAUCUAGGCGGAUUUACACAUGUGCUAUAUUCCUUCCAUUUCCUGAUGAUGGAUUUGACUGAACUCUGGGGAUGUUCAGUAACUUGGAAUUUUUUUGCAUCCAUCCACUGACUUAUACUUUUCAAUAACCUUUUCUCUGAGUUGUUUGGGGUGUUCUUUUGCCUUCAUGGUAAUGGUUGCCAGGUAUACUGAUCAGCCAGUAGACUCAGGUGUCUAUAUACUAUUAUUACUUAGGACACAGUCACUGCACUCAGAUGAUCCCCAUUUCACUAGUUGUGGGACUACUAGCACCGAUUGUCUGGACCACUUUAAAGGGGAUGAAUAUUUAUGAAGUCACUUGUUUUGAUUUAUUGGCAUUGCUUGUAGAAAUCUGUUUUCAUUUUGAUAUUAGAGAGGUUUUUUUUGUCAAAAACACCAAAUGAUAUUGACCAUAAUUGAUUUAUAAAAUCACUUAAAGAGUAAAACAUCAAAGGGAGUGAAUACUUCUUGUUGAUAAAUUUACCCAAAAAUACCCAAUACAUCCCUGGAAUGUCUCAUUUUCAACUGAAUAUCCCUUUAUUCAAAAUAAACUUGUUUUGUCGAACAAUUAAAGUAAAAAAAAAAAAAAAGACAUGUUUAAACAGCUUCAUUUGUCAUUUUUAGCAUUGUUAAUAAUCAGGUCUGCUGGCUUUAGAGAUGGUAAGACCUCAGGGGGAUAAUUUAGCUGAAAUAUAGGAAAUUUCCCUGAAUUAUGAACACUAAAAAGCAGCUAGAAAAUGACCUUAGAGAACAUUAGCAGCGCAUCUGCUCACAGGCCCUGAGGCCCUGCACAUGAGGGUUAGAGAGACAUUGAUUUUUAUUUUUGGAUAAAUUGUCUCCUGGUAAAAUCCUUGGCAAAGAGGAAGAUUAAUUUUUGUAGUCUCAGUUGGUAACAUUUAUAAUCUACCAUGCUACAAGGUCUGCAUUACUGUUUAAUGACACAGCUGAUUAAAACAGCAGUGCAUGGAUUCAACUGUCAGCAUGCAAGUCGACUCUGGUUCUUCUCCAAUAAUGAUGACUGAUGUGCUCUGUUGCUGUUUUAAUAAGCUAAGGUGAGAUAAAUACAUGGUUUGUGGCUUUCCAGUUAUCGAUUUGUGUUUUCCUCCAGCUUUACCUGAA
This is a messenger RNA of Cheilinus undulatus (humphead wrasse), 2068 nucleotides long. RefSeq names its product sulfiredoxin 1 homolog (S. cerevisiae) (gene srxn1). Gene Ontology annotation, molecular function: sulfiredoxin activity. The record is from RefSeq and is a predicted model, not a curated record. Gene Ontology annotation, cellular component: cytoplasm. The transcript is spliced from 3 exons. NCBI's taxonomy places the organism in Eukaryota, Metazoa, Chordata, Actinopteri, Labriformes, Labridae. Gene Ontology annotation, biological process: cellular response to oxidative stress. Bases 41 to 493 code for a protein of 150 amino acids.